Triticum turgidum subsp. durum (durum wheat) is the source of this 2349-nucleotide messenger RNA. Lineage: Eukaryota; Viridiplantae; Streptophyta; Magnoliopsida; Poales; Poaceae. The record is from the annotation of a GenBank genome assembly.
AUGUGGCGGCUGAAGAUCGCGGAGGGCGGGGCCGACCCCUGGCUGCCCACCAAGAACGCGCACGUCGGCCGCCAGGUCUGGGAGUUCGACGCCGCCGCCGACGACCCCGACGCCCUCGCCGCCGUCGACGCCGCGCGCCGGGAGUUCACCGCGCGCCGCCACCAGCUCAAGCACAGCGCCGACCUCCCCAUGCGCAUCCAGCUUGCAAAAGAAAAUCCACUUAAGUUGGAUCUUCCUGCUAUCAAGCUGGGGGAGAAUGAAGAUGUCACGGAGGAAGCCGUAUCGACCACUUUGAAAAGGGCGCUCAGCACCUUUUCUACUCUCCAGGCACACGAUGGACACUGGCCUGGGGAUUAUGGGGGUCCUAUGUUCCUUAUGCCAGGAUUGCUUAUAAUGCUACAUGUUACUGGAGCACUGAACACUGUUUUAUCAUCAGAACAUCAAAAGGAGAUCCGUCGAUAUCUCUAUAAUCAUCAGAAUGAAGAUGGAGGUUGGGGAUUACACAUUGAGGGUCCAAGCACCAUGUUUGGCUCAGCCUUGACCUAUGUUUCUUUGAGAUUGCUUGGUGAGGGCCCAGAUAGUGGAGAUGGAGCUAUGGAGAAAGGUCGAAACUGGAUUUUAGACCAUGGGGGAGCAACUUAUAUAACAUCAUGGGGAAAGUUUUGGCUUGCGGUACUUGGUGUAUUUGAUUGGUCUGGUAACAAUCCACUGCCACCGGAAAUAUGGAUGUUGCCGUAUUGCCUGCCAGUCCACCCAGGUCGAAUGUGGUGUCACUGCAGAAUGGUCUAUCUACCCAUGUGCUACGUUUAUGGAAAGAGGUUUGUCGGCCAAAUUACACCAAUUAUAUUGGAACUAAGAAAUGAACUCUUCAAAGUCCCCUACAGCGAGGUUGAUUGGGACAGUGCUCGCAAUCUCUGUGCUAAGGAAGAUCUGUACUACCCACAUCCACUCAUACAAGAUAUCUUAUGGGCCACUCUCCAUAAAUUUGUCGAACCUGUUAUGAUGCACUGGCCUGGGAACAAACUGAGAGAGAAAUCUUUGAACCAUGUCAUGCAGCAUGUUCAUUAUGAAGAUGAGAACACUCGAUACAUUUGCAUUGGUCCUGUGAACAAGGUAUUAAAUAUGCUUGCUUGCUGGAUUGAAGAUCCAAACUCAGAAGCAUUCAAGCUACACAUUCCAAGAAUAUAUGAUUACUUAUGGGUUGCUGAAGAUGGCAUGAAGAUGCAGGGUUAUAAUGGCAGCCAGCUCUGGGACACAGCUUUUGCAGUUCAAGCUAUUGCGGCCACUGACCUCAUUGAAGAGUUUGCUCCCACUCUUAAGCUGGCACAUGAUUACAUUAAGAACUCUCAGGUUGUUGAUGACUGCCCUGGAGAUCUGAGUUACUGGUACCGUCACAUAUCUAAAGGUGCAUGGCCCUUUUCUACAGCUGAUCAUGGUUGGCCUAUAUCAGAUUGCACUGCAGAAGGACUAAAGGCCUCAUUAUUGCUAUCAAAGAUUUCUCCAGAAAUAGUGGGCGAACCAGUGGAAGUUAACAGACUAUAUGAUGCUGUCAAUUGUUUGAUGUCUUGGAUGAAGGUAUUUUAUCUGCAAGUGCUUUCGGCCUUCAGGAUAAGUACUGCUAAGCUGUUGAUUAAUAUCAAUGAAAAUGGUGGCUUGGCAACAUAUGAACUCCAAAGGUCUUAUGCCUGGCUUGAGCUUAUCAACCCUGCCGAGACCUUCGGAGAUAUUGUGAUUGAUUACCCGUAUGUGGAAUGUACCUCAGCCGCAAUUCAGGCCCUGACAUCAUUUAAAAAGCUCUAUCCUGGGCACCGCAGGAAAGAUGUAGAUAACUGUAUCAACAAAGCUGCUUGUUACAUUGAGAGCAUUCAAAGAAAAGACGGUUCCUGGUAUGGCUCUUGGGCUGUGUGCUUCACCUAUGGCACAUGGUUCGGAGUGAAGGGCCUAAUAGCUGCAGGUCGAACCUUCAAGAGCAGUCCUGCAAUCAGAAAGGCAUGUGACUUUCUGAUGUCAAAAGAGCUUCCUUUCGGUGGCUGGGGAGAAAGCUAUCUGUCAUCUCAAGAUCAGGUUUACACCAAUCUUGAAGGGAAGCAUACUCACGCUGUCAACACUGGCUGGGCCAUGCUGACUCUAAUUGACGCAGGACAGGCUGAGAGAGAUCCGACGCCUCUGCAUCGAGCAGCGAAGGUUUUGAUAAACUUACAAUCAGAGGAUGGGGAAUUUCCUCAGCAAGAGAUCAUGGGAGUCUUCAACAAGAACUGCAUGAUCAGCUACUCCCAGUAUCGGAACAUCUUCCCCAUCUGGGCGCUCGGCGAGUACCGCUGCCGAGUGCUGGGCGCGGGCAAGAAGUAG